Messenger RNA from Folsomia candida, 1533 nucleotides. Its product is annotated as cathepsin L1. Gene Ontology annotation, biological process: immune response. The coding region runs from base 140 to 1144 and encodes 334 amino acids. NCBI's taxonomy places the organism in Eukaryota, Metazoa, Arthropoda, Collembola, Entomobryomorpha, Isotomidae. The record is from RefSeq and is a predicted model, not a curated record. The transcript has 7 exons. Gene Ontology annotation, molecular function: cysteine-type endopeptidase activity. Gene Ontology annotation, cellular component: lysosome.
UCAUUCUCAUUACAAACCUUGUCCUUUACAAUUUUCUAAAGGAAAUCUCUCCGUUUUUGUACAUUUUGUAAAGAAACUUCGAUUUUGGAUUAAUAUUUUGGAAAGAUUUACAUUCUUAAUACCAAAACAGUAUCUUAAAAUGAAGUCGUUCAUCUAUCUCCUUGCAAUUAUUGCUUGUAUUCAGUCAGUAUUAGGAAACCCUGUCCGAUCAAGUUCCGAUGACGAAGAUUGGGCAGCUUUCAAGCUAAAACACAAUAAAAUGUUCCACAAUUCGAGCAUCGAAGCUAAACGAAAAAAUGCCUUCGUAGGAGCCCUUCGUCACAUCAGAGCGCAUAAUUCAAAUCCUGCCAACACGUUUACAUUGGCCACCAACGAAUAUUCGGAUCUCGAACCGGCAGAAUUUGUCUCGCAAAUGAACGGCUUUAAAGCCUCGUCUCCCGUAGGGCUUAGAAAUGUUGGAUUAUCCGCCGUAAUGGCUACCGCCCCGGCAUCCAUCGACUGGAGAACGGUCGGAUGGGUUACACCAGUCAAAAAUCAAGGCCAGUGUGGGUCAUGUUGGAGUUUUUCUGCGACGGGGGCACUGGAAGGAAUGCAGAAAAACAGGACUGGAACCUUGCCAAAUUUGUCGGAACAGAAUCUAAUCGAUUGUUCGUCAAGUUACGGAAACCAGGGAUGCAACGGUGGUUUGAUGACUGCUGCCUUCAACUAUGUCAAAGCCAAUGGUGGUCUUGACACGGAAAUAAGUUAUCCCUAUAAAGGGGUUCAAUCCACUUGCAAAUAUUCUGCGGCCAACAGUGCCCUAGCAGGUCUUACAGGAUAUGUUAAUAUUGCUACAGCAAAUGAGGCAGCCUUGCAACAAGCUGUUGGUUUGAUUGGACCGGUGUCUGUAGGGAUUGAUGCUUCUCUAGCUUCCUUCCAAUAUUACUCGUCGGGAAUAUAUAACGAUACCGCAUGCUCCAGUACCUCCCUGGACCAUGGCGUUUUGGUGGUUGGAUAUGGUGCCGACACGACGGGGCAUGCGUACUGGAUUGUAAAGAAUUCCUGGGGAACUACGUGGGGUCAGCAGGGAUACUUUUGGCUUGCAAGAAACAGUGGAAAUAAGUGCGGAAUUGCUACAAUGGCAAGCUAUCCAAAAUUCUGGUAGUAAUUCCAGACAUUCGGAUAAACUCACCCAACUUUCCGGAAUGAGUAUAAAAUAUGUAAUUUAUAUUUUACUUAAUAGUAUUAAGUUAUAUAAUACAUUCAUGUUUCCUUUCCCCACAAAUUAUUAGAGACUUACAUAAAUGUAUAACAGUUGGUGUAUUUCGUUCCAUAGAUAUUUAAAUAAUAUUUAUUUACAUACGUAUUUAGGUAAGUUUCACUUAAAAUGUAAAUAUAAAAUAAUUGUAACUUACACAAUAUCAUAAAACGAACGCAUGUAAUACCUACUGUCUCAAUUAAUAUUAAGUAUUUUUUAUUAAGUAUUUAAGAACACUGAAAUUUGUAACUUGUAUUUCAUUCUUAUUAAAUGUACGUACGUAACUUAUCCUUCGA